Gamsiella multidivaricata is the source of this 564-nucleotide messenger RNA. Its product is annotated as mitochondrial ribosomal protein L27-domain-containing protein. The transcript has 3 exons. Gene Ontology annotation, biological process: translation. NCBI's taxonomy places the organism in Eukaryota, Fungi, Mortierellomycota, Mortierellomycetes, Mortierellales, Mortierellaceae. Gene Ontology annotation, cellular component: mitochondrial large ribosomal subunit. Gene Ontology annotation, molecular function: structural constituent of ribosome. The record is from RefSeq and is a predicted model, not a curated record. The coding region runs from base 43 to 333 and encodes 96 amino acids.
CCCCCUUCGUCCGCUCACUCUUCAGCUUCAACACCAGCAACCAUGUUCGGAAUCACCAAAUGCAUCAUGCGCGGCUCCUCGAGGCAGCAGCUCACUUCCAAGCGUGGACGCAACUUUUACAAGGGAACGGGAAGUGGUGCCAUGGGUCGCCAUACAAAGCGUGGAGGCUAUUUGAUUGAGUGGGAGAAGGUCCGCUCAUUCGUCGUGCCAGACCUGACCGACUUUAAGUUGCUCCCUUAUGUCUCACGCUCGACUCAGAAGACUACCGGCGCAUUUAGUGCAAAGGAUUAUUUUAUGAAGAACGAGCAGUCUGCCACUGACAGGAUCGCAUAAUCAAACUAUCAAGGCAGCUUCCGGUUAUCCCCUCUUCUCUGAUUGACCAACGGCAUUGGAUUUCGAAAACCGAUAAAUCCCUGCUCCUCCUUCAAGAAUACAGCACACCCGUUACACGAAACCAUUUUUCCAUGUAUAUUUACUUCUCCUUUACUGCCAAUAAAAUCUCCAACGCAGCUUCAUAUCGGUGCCUUUGGAUGGGAGGAAACAGCUGUGUUGUGUGUGGCAGUG